AUGGCUCCACCUAGCCCUGCUAGUAGAAAAAGAGGGAAUUCAUGGACAGAAGAAGGACUUAAAGCUGCAAUCAAUGCUGUGCAAAGAGGUCAACUCACUCAAAGAGCUGCAUCUUUAAGAAAGCCACAGAUUAUGAAUUCGGAACGUGCUCUAAAGUUGAAUAAGCCAAUCGUGGAACAUCAUUUUCAGUCAGUUAAAAAGUUGUAUGAUGAAUUAGACAUAUUACAGCACCAUGAGAGAUUGUAUAAUAUGGAUGAGAAGGGGUGUCGGAUAACUGUUCACCAUCAACAAACAGUGUUGGCUGAAAAGGGCAGUAAAAGAGUCCACCUUAUCGCCCCCGAAGAUGCAGAAAAGAAGAAGCAUUUUCCCCAUCAGUUUUGUCAGAAAUUCCAUGCCCAACAAGUCAACAGCCCUUACAAGAAUUUUUCAGCGAUAUCAGAAGUAACUGUGAGUGAUUUUGUAACUGCUAAUUGUCACCUUGUGGAGUACAGUUCAUCUUCUGAAUCUUCAGACGACCGACCUCCAUCACGUUCUAUUUUACCUCCAAGUGGUUCAGUAACAGAUGUACAUGGUUAUUCUUCAUCUGAAGAAGAUAACGGAAAUCACUACUUCAUCGAUAAAGGCGAUAUUACACCAAAAAAGCAAACUAUUAAUACAUUCCAAAAUAUUGAUCAAACAAAUUCUGAUGACUCUAUUUGCUCCGUCGAAGAUGAAGACAAUGUUCCAUUAAGCACAUUUAAAAAAUUUUAA
Molecule: messenger RNA, 750 nt
Organism: Leptosia nina
Lineage: Eukaryota; Metazoa; Arthropoda; Insecta; Lepidoptera; Pieridae
Source: the annotation of a GenBank genome assembly